CUGCGCGAGUUGCGGAGAAAAAUUAAAAAAAUAAUAAAAGAAAAGAAAUGGCAGUUACUCGAGAGAAAGAAAAUUGUACAAGAAAAAUUAAUGGGAAUAUACCUGCAUUAUCUCUCACUAGUGAUAAUAUGUCGACAUCCACGGAUAGUGACGAUGUAGCGGACCCUACAUAUGAAAUUAGGAACAUUCAAAGUAUUAUAAAUGUGACUCGUGAAAACAUUGACGCUUUGAAUGCAAAAUUUGCUGGUUUGCAACAUCCCCCAUCGUUAUAUUUGUCGGAAUAUCAGGAGUUGACAUCGAAAUUGCAUAAUUUAGAGCUUAGGGAGCGGACUUUGCGGGAGUUAUUGCAGUCAGAGUCGCCGGAUAGGAGUGAGGAGCAUUCGUUGCAAGAUGACUCUAAGAAGUACGAUACUCUUACGCGGCAGCCGAAGGUGUUCCUGCGGGCGCACCUGCCGAACCAGCAGCGGACGAGCGUGCAGGUGAAGGAGGGCGUGACGUUGCGGGACGCGCUCUCCAAGGCGUUGAAGCUCCGCAACCUCACUUGUGAAAUGUGUGAAGUGGUACGGACAGGCAAUAACCAAGUGAUACCAUGGGACAUCGACAUAACGGACAUAGACGCCGAAGAGGUGACAGUCCGCACGUUGGACAAGCUCCCCAUCAUGUCGCACAUCUCACACCAGUUCACGAGGAAGACCUUCUUCACGCUGGCCUUCUGCGAGUGUUGCAGACGGCUACUCUUCAACGGGUUCUACUGCUCGCAGUGUAACUUCAAAUUCCACCAGCGCUGCGCAGACAAGGUGCCACCCAUAUGCCACCAGGUUCGGAUGACAGACACGUACUACGCAGCGCUGUUGGCCCAGAACCCGGAGACGCAGGCCAUCCUACACUACCCGCACUUUGGCUUCCACCACCUCAUUAGUACCGACCACAGCAAGCAACAGCACCCACGUUCGUUGAACCAGCAGGACCGGUCCAACUCGGCGCCCAACGUGUGUAUCAACAUGGUGCAGCGGCCCAUGACCCUCGCCGAACAUCAGCGGAAGUAUAACAACCAGUGCACCAACUCGCCACAGUCCACAAACUACCUGACGUCGGGCAGACAGAAUAAAGACGACAAGAGCAGCAAGGACAACAGCGACCAACAACACAGUCAAAGCACGCAGGUUGGUUUGGCGUCCCCGACGGGCACGCUGCGCCCGCGACGUGCGCGUGCGCGCUCCGCGGACGAGUCGUGGAAGAACGCGCUGUCGCCGCGCGAGAGCUACGACGACUGGGUCAUACACGCCGACGAGAUACUCAUCGGCGCCAGGAUAGGUUCGGGCAGCUUCGGGACGGUAUACAAAGCGCACUGGCACGGCCCCGUCGCCGUCAAGACGCUCAAUGUGAAGACACCCACUCCCGCGCAGCUCCAGGCCUUCAAGAAUGAGGUGGCAGUAUUACGCAAGACGCGGCACUGUAACAUCCUCCUCUUCAUGGGCUGCGUGUCCAAGCCGUCACUGGCGAUAGUGACGCAGUGGUGCGAGGGCUCCUCCCUGUACCAGCAUUUGCACGUGCUCGAGACGCCUUUCCCCAUGCUGUAUCUCAUAGACGUGGCGCGCCAGACCGCCCAGGGCAUGGACUACCUGCACGCCAAGAAUAUCAUACACAGAGACCUGAAAUCAAACAACAUAUUCCUGAGAGACGACUGGUCGGUCAAAAUUGGUGAUUUCGGCCUAGCCACCGCCAAGGUCCGGUGGUCAGACUCGUCAACAGCGGGCGGCGUGCAGUGGCAGCAGCCCACGGGCUCCAUCCUGUGGAUGGCGCCCGAGGUGGUCCGCAUGGAGGAGCCCGUGCCCUACACGUUCCGCUCGGACGUGUACGCGUACGGCGUCGUGCUCUACGAGCUCAUGGCCGCCGAGCUGCCGUAUGCGCACCUCAACAACAAGGACCAGAUACUAUGGAUGGUCGGGCGCGGCCUCCUCAAGCCCGACGUAAGAAGACUCCGCCAGGACGCCCCUCAGGCCCUGAAACGGCUGUUCGAGGACUGCAUCAAGUUCGACCGGGAACAGCGACCACUGUUUAGACAAAUACUGGCAUCGCUCGAAGGGAUGCUCCGAGCUAUGCCGAAGAUCACACGCUCGGCGUCGGAGCCCACGCUGAGCCGGCAGCUGCACGGCUCCGACGACUACUUGGCCUACUCGUGCGCCUCGCCGAAGACGCCCGUCAACUUUCAGUUCAACACUGACACUAGUUUCCCCGCUUUUUAUGGAAUCCCAGUGCCGAACCAGCGGCAUCCCUAGGAUAUAUUAUUAAGCGACAAAUAGGCCUCACGCACGAGGGUGGCUGCCUGUUUGCUUAUCAAGGCCAGAUCACCCACAGCUGCAAGACGCCAGAAGACAUCAACUCAUGGAAACAGACUUUGUAUUGAAAGCAAAUGUGCGCAUUCUAGUGAGCUAGUAGUGAUCAGUGACGUUUCUUACUAAAACGGCAAUGCACGCUUUCCUAGCCGUACUAGGACUCUCAGCAGGGGGGUUAAAAAGGCCACAUCGAAGCGAUUCAUCUGAAAAAGCAAUAUUGUUGUUUUAACAUUGACGUUGACUGUCCAGGCCAAAUCCAACAACCUUCACGUGACGUCCCGCGGUUUUUUUAUUGAAGGUAGUUGGAAAUAUUUCACAUUUAAUAAAUUUAUAUUAGAAAUCUCCGACACUGUAAUAUUUCAGUUAUUUUCAGCAUGUAUCACAUGUGAUGCAGGGACGUCUCGUUCUUAAUUUUAGUGUAUCACAUACGAUGCAGGGAAGUCGAUGCAUAAAAUGUGGGUAUUCGUUUAAGUAUUUAUUUUAGUUUUCUUGCGUGUAGUUACAGAAAAAUAAUGAUAAACAUCAGUUACGAUUUAAAAGCACAUUUUGUUUACCAUGCUUUAAUGAAUUUCAUUAAGUUUUUGUUUAAUUUUUGUCUUUGCAUAAUUUUCUUUAAGUAAAAAAAAAUGUGUUGGAUGAUUGGUGUUUUACAUUUCUUAAUAUCUACCGUAGACGUCCUAAUCAUAUUUAUUUCCCUAACUCAGACGUCCUCGCCAAUAAACGGCAUACAGUCUGUAAGGAGGACGUAUGGUGAAAGAUCAAUUUGUAUCAUAUGUGAUGCAGGGACUGUCAACGUGUUAAGUUUACGCGGUAAUUAUCAUAAUUAAAACUCAUAAUAACGGGUUCUCAUCAUUGGGUUCGGGUCAUCCCGUGAUCAUGGCACUUGCAACAGUGUCGAAAUAUCGGGAGUCUCAUAU
Molecule: messenger RNA, 3253 nt
Organism: Pectinophora gossypiella (pink bollworm)
Lineage: Eukaryota; Metazoa; Arthropoda; Insecta; Lepidoptera; Gelechiidae
Gene: raf
Product: raf homolog serine/threonine-protein kinase Raf
Exons: 12
Coding region: 48-2279 (743 amino acids)
Biological process (GO): protein phosphorylation; signal transduction
Molecular function (GO): ATP binding; protein kinase activity
Source: RefSeq, a predicted model, not a curated record